CAAUAAAAUUGACAUUUGUCAUUUACGUUCAAAAUAACAUAACCAAAAGUAAAUCAAGUGCAUUGGAAUUUUUAUAAUUUUUAAAUCUAAUUACGAUAUAGCCAAGUUUUUACAAUGCUUAAAGUUUUUCGGAAACCUUUCAUAAAUAACAUACAAUUCGAUCAAAUACGAUUAGGUCACAGAGUCAGGGGUAAGGCACCAAUAUUUUGUAGAACAAUAAAAGAACGUUUAGAUGAAAUGAAUUAUAAAGAUGAAUUGUACACAACACGAAUAGAUAUAGGAUUUCCGCGUGCAACUAAUUCUGAAAAAACACAACUUGCGCGCUUAGAACAUUUAAGAAAAUUGAAAAGCGAUAAAGAACUUGAGCAUUUAGCUCGUAAUCAUAAGUUGGAAAUUAAUCUAACGGAAGCAAGGAAAGAAUGGUUGCAAACUCUUGGACCGAACCAUAAAAAACAGAUAGCUGAACAUUAUGGAAUUUAUGAACAUCUUUAUGGAGAAGGCUAUUUUAUACCUUAUGUUAAUUUAGAUAUACAUUAUGAGCUGAAAAAUGGUCUGAAUCUUCCAGUUUAUACGGGUAAUGUUAUAAAACCAGCUGAGGCAGGAGAACAACCUUCAGUUGCAUAUGAAUCAGACGAUAAUUCACUGUGGACACUUGUUUUGACAAGUCUAGAUGGACAUUUAACAGAGAAUGACAAAGAGUAUGUCCAUUGGUUAGUGGCAAAUAUUCCUAGUAACAAUAUAGAAAGAGGUGAUACCAUCAUAGAGUACCUUCGUCCAUUCCCACUGAAAGGAACAGGAUAUCAUAGAUAUGUGUUUGUUUUGUAUAAACAAUCUGAAAAAAUUUCAUAUGAUCUUAAAAAUGUUACAUCAUCAUCACCCCUUGAAGACAGAACUUUUGUGACAAGGGAAUGGUAUCAAAAGCAUCAAGAUAGCAUAACACCAUCUGGGUUAGCUUUUUACCAGUCCGAUUGGGAUCACACUGUCAAAGACUUCUUUCACAAUGUGCUGAAUAGAAAGGAGCCAGUUUACGAGUAUGAUUUUCCACCACCUUACAUAAGGCCACAAGAAUGGUUCCCUCUUCGAAAGCCUUUCAACCUUUACAUGGAUAAGUACAGAGAUCCUAAACAAAUAAAGAAGGAAUAUCUGCUACGAAAACUUAAAAAUGAAGAUCCGUUCAAGGCACCACCACCUCCAUUAAAAUUCCCCAAUGCUCAUUCAUUACCACAAAGCAUGCCAUCUUGGCUCAAAUUACAUGAAAAGAAAAUAAGACUAGGUUGGGGCAGAAUAAAUGAUGUUUAAUAUAUUUAUUUGAAUAAAAAGUAGGU
Molecule: messenger RNA, 1325 nt
Organism: Papilio machaon (common yellow swallowtail)
Lineage: Eukaryota; Metazoa; Arthropoda; Insecta; Lepidoptera; Papilionidae
Gene: mRpL38
Product: 39S ribosomal protein L38, mitochondrial
Exons: 4
Coding region: 115-1299 (394 amino acids)
Cellular component (GO): mitochondrial large ribosomal subunit
Source: RefSeq, a predicted model, not a curated record